AUGUCGCCGACCUCAAACUUCCAUCGUCGUUCGCCGCGCCAUGAAUUAUCUCCGACUACUUUCAAUAUUUGGAGAUUUUUGACUUCGAGAAUGCCUUUCCCGCCCACCGCACUUCAGCCCACCCCUGCCGCUCGCCGCGACACAAAAUGCGUCAAGAACCGCACAAGGAUAAUCUUUGAGUUGACGGGAGGAUCAAAAUUCGAGGUCUCGAAAUUUGAUGGUCAUGGAAAUUUAGGAUUAUGGCAGACGAGAGUAAAAGAUUUAUUGGGGCAGCAAGGAAUUCAGAAAGGGCUGCGCGUAAAAAAGCCUAAGGGGAUGGAAGACGAUGAUUGGCAAGAUCUGCAGGAACAGGCGGCCGGGACGAUUCAGUUGUGCCUUGCAGAUGAAGUUAUGUAUCACGUUAUGCAUCUCAAAUCGGCGGAUGAGAUCUGGAAGAAACUGGAAUCGCAGUUCAUGUCGAAAACCCUAACGACAAAACUCUAUAUGAAGCAAAGGGUAUACGGGCUGAAGAUGCAGGAGGGGACCGAUUUAGGGCAACAUGUGAAUAUCUUCAAUCAGGUUGUCAUGGAUUUGGCUUCACUCGAAGUCAAGAUUGAAGAUUAA
Striga hermonthica is the source of this 603-nucleotide messenger RNA. NCBI's taxonomy places the organism in Eukaryota, Viridiplantae, Streptophyta, Magnoliopsida, Lamiales, Orobanchaceae. The record is from the annotation of a GenBank genome assembly.